CUGACGUCAGGGCGGCUACAAUGCUCUUAAACUCAUCUGCUGUGUGAUCCCUCUAAAAAAUCGCCCCACCAGUCAGCGGCUUCUAACGUGCGAGGCUGCAUUCACUCCCUUUACUUUCGGCUGCUCUCUCCCUCUCCGCCUGCGCAAUGCAUUCAUGAGGAAAACCGUAAAGUGUUAAAUGUUUGAAAUCCAAAACCGCCGAAUUCACAUGCUGAAAAAGGACUCCGCUACUCGUGCGCGCGGCACUGCUGUGUCUGUGCAAUAGACUCUGCAAAGAAAAACUCCUCUCACACGCCUGCAAAGAAGGACGCUGAAAAGCUCAUUUUUCAGUUUUCAAGACAAAACGCUCAAAAAUCAAACUGGCUCACGUUCUUCACAACCAACCCAGUUUGACAGCUGCGCUUCACCCCGCUUGGAGGACUGUCAGCAGCAAGAGGAUGGCAUCAGAGCUGGCAAUGAGCAACUCCGACCUGCCCACCAGUCCCCUGGCCAUGGAAUAUGUUAAUGACUUCGAUCUGAUGAAGUUUGAAGUGAAAAAGGAGCCGGUGGAGCCCGAUCGCAACAUCAGCCAGUGCAGUCGCCUUAUCGCCGGGGGAUCCUUGUCUUCCACCCCGAUGAGCACGCCGUGCAGCUCGGUGCCCCCUUCCCCAAGCUUCUCGGCUCCCAGUCCGGGCUCGGGGAGCGAGCAAAAGACACACAUAGAGGAUUUCUACUGGAUGUCCGGUUACCAACAGCAGUUGAAUCCAGAGGCGCUGGGCUUCAGCCCCGAAGACGCAGUCGAGGCGCUGAUCAACAGCAGUCACCAGCUCCAGUCCUUCGAUGGCUAUGCCAGGGGCCAGCAGUUUGCUGGGGCAGCCGGAGCAGGAGGCACCAUGGCCGGGGAAGAGAUGGGGUCCGCCGCAGCGGUGGUGUCGGCAGUCAUCGCUGCGGCAGCCGCUCAGAACGGAGCGCAACACCACCACCACCACCAUCACCACCACAACGGCAGUCACCACCAGGCGCAGGGGAUCCAGUCCAACGGCACCUCGGGGACAAUUCACCCACACCUGCGCCUGGAUGACCGGUUUUCGGACGAUCAGCUGGUCUCCAUGUCAGUGCGGGAGCUCAACCGACAGCUACGGGGGGUCAGCAAGGAAGAAGUGAUCCGGUUGAAACAGAAGAGGAGGACCCUAAAGAACAGAGGCUACGCGCAGUCCUGCCGGUACAAGCGGGUCCAGCAGCGGCACGUCCUGGAGGGGGAGAAGACGCAACUCAUUCAGCAGGUCGACCACCUAAAGCAGGAGAUCUCCAGGCUGGUCCGGGAGAGGGACGCGUACAAAGAAAAGUAUGAGAAGCUCAUCAGCAACGGCUUCAGAGAAAAUGGAUCCAGCAGCGACAACAACCCUUCAUCCCCGGAGUUUUUCAUGUCGUCGAGAAAAUUCCUCCAUCUGUGAUUUCCAGCCCCAUCCCUCCGUGCCCCCGGCUCUCUGAGAUAAACCUUACGACUGAGCAGCGAUGACAUCAGAGUGGCCGACCAAUCGCACGAAGACACCUACAAAGCACAACAUUCAAAAAUGACUUCACUGAAGAACAAAAGACGAGACCCGCUGAAAUCCCCACCAAAAAUUCUCACAGUGAAAUUCUUGACAGCCUCUUGCUACUCCUGGUUCCCUCCCUGAUAUUUUACCUCCGGCUUUUUUCUACAAAACAUAAAAGAAGAAAAAAAAAAGAGACAGACUCAUAAUUAUGAGAUGGUUGAAACGCCAGAUAAAUACACUGGAAGGACUAUUUUCUCUUUGGUGGGAAUAUCAGUGAUGCAUGCUUCUGUAAAUAGAUCAUAAUAAAUCCCUAUUCGUAUUCCUUAUAUAGGAAACAUAACAAGUUGCUCUCAGCUACUUCAUCAACGUUCAUGACUGUGCAUAGAUUACUCAUGGUUCAGUGUUUUCCAUAUAAAGUCAGUAUCAUUCUUACCUCCUCAGAGAACAUGUAAUUAUAAUUUCCAAUAUCAUUUCUCUACCCUUUGGAUUGUAAAAAGAUGUGCUUCCUAUUCUUCUUAUUCUCGUUACCAAACAGCCUAGUCUUCCUCUUUAAUAUCCGCAUUAGUACAUGUAAAUAGAGACGAAUGAUGACAACAGCAUGGAACUGACUAUAGUGUAUAUUUACCACUUCCCCAGUAGAUCACAAACCUCAAGAUGUGGAUACUUCAAACAACCUUUUAAAACGUUUUAAGAGCUGGUUUUCUCAUAGUUAAAGAAAUAUGUACCCAGGUGUCAGGACACUUUUUUCUGUGAAUCUAAAUAGAUGCAUAAAGGCAAGAGUUAUCAAUAUUAUUAUUUCAAUACCAUUCAAGAAUCUAGAGUCAGCAGUUACAUUGGUAUCAUCGAUCAGUUCCAUCAGGAAAUAGCUGUCAAACUGAAGAGGAAAAGCUAACCCAAGCAAUGAGUGUUAUAAAUAUUUCUUCUUUUUUUUUUUUUUUUUUUUACAUUAGAUUUCUCUUAAAAUCGUCCUUUUGACUCUUUCAAGUUGCAAUAAUAUCCCUCCCCAUCCCAGUAAGUGGGCUGAAACUGCAGUAGCAAAGCUGCUGUCAUCAUGAGUGGGCCACUUCUUUUUUUUUUUCCAUGGUUUGAGAUGGUGCUCUGAUCCUGGGCCGACGACACCUCAUUGAUUGCAAUGUAGACAUGAGGACUCUGACCUCCAUCUGCUAUGGACUAUGGAGAUAACCAAAUGGACUGAAAGAUAACAUGACAAGCCAAUGAACAGACAGCAUCCAACCAAGACAGAAAACCUUUGCAUGGACAACAGGGAAACUGCUACGUUGUUUAAUGCCUAAUCUCCACCUCUGUGCACCCUCUACCUCUCAGCGUGUGCUGUGCACCAAGAAAACCAUGACUUAUCAGCGGCCCUUCGCCUUCCCUGCUGUCCCCCACAGUCCACUUCUGUGCUUCACGUCUCUAGAGCCUCAUGAGGAGAAUGAAGCUCUGUGCACAUGGCAUUGGGGAAAUUUACCAAACGCUAGUUCACUUUGACUUAAACACACUCACAGAAAUGAGCGCAUGCAUACAGAUCCAAAAAUCCUACACAGCACCACUCGAAUAUGUUGCUGUAUAUAUGUACAGUAUAUCCACUAUUUAUAGUCUCAGAUGCUGUGCUCUGCAUGUUGACUUAUAGAUGGAACGUGACCAUUAAUCAUAGAAAAAGCUGUGCAGCUAGUCGUUGGAUAGACUUUCCCAAUCAGAAUGGGAAUCCCAAUGUCAGAUGACAUGUCCUUACUUUGCUUUUGAGUAUGGUAAAAUAGUUUUUACAGCAACAACUCCUGUUGUGAUGAGGCCUCUUCAGCAAACAGCCACCCUGAUAGGUUUUAAAGUCUUUGAAGGGGCACAUACAGUAACCUGGUCUUUGAUGUCAGACAGAACCUGGCCACAGCGAGCGUGGGUAGCAGAAAAGAGGAGGGGGAGGCAAACUGGGGCGCUCCAAUUAAGUGGCAGCACACAAAGUGGCAUGGGGCAUCCUGCCAGCAACUGUCUAUUCAUCCUAUGUCAAAGGGAUUUGCACAUCCCAAUGAGUCUACAUGCUGCCAGAGAAGUCCGAGAGCAGAGCAGAGAAAGGAAGGAAGGCGCAGAAGAAACAAUAAAUAGGAACUGGUACUGGAUUGAAAAAUGGAAGGUUGCGCUGCACCUAUUUUCAAGUUUUCUCUUGGUCUGCUCCCCUGCAGAAUAUUCUUCCUGAGCAGCAUCUAGCUUAGGGAGCUCAGUAACCUUGUGACCUCACACAGUUACACCGUCAUGCAGCUCUCUGGGCUUUCACAACUUGAUGUCCUGUCUGAGGUCAGCUGUGUUAAUGAGCUCCUCACUCGGCAGCCAGAUAUUCAGCUUCUGACUUAACACUUUUUACUCUUCUUUCUCCACUAUUCUUUACAGCCUGACCACUACAGCUUCUCUUCUGAGCAAAGCUUCAAUAAAAAUGUUAAGAAUAGAAAAAUGUGAUUAAAACAAUUCAAAUUAUAACAAUCUAGUCAAGGUACCUUUUAUUUUCAGGAGAGGUUUAAUAUGAGCAGAAUUCAGGCACUUAAUCUUUUUUUAAGUUGUAUGCCCCCACUGUGUGUAGCCAAUUUAUAGAAUUCCCAAACAGUCUGAGCAUCCACAUGAGCAUAUUUACAGUCAACAAGUAAACAAACUUGAAAUGAGGACUUACGACUUAGCAGUGAUUAGUUGAAGAAGAUUUUAAAUGCAGGAAAGGAUGAAGAUAUCACUCAAACACGAGACGUCACAUGUAGUGGGAAGAAAGACACUGAGCGAGUGCUGAUCUUCUCUGAGCCUCAAGGCUUUCCACUUUCCGAGAAAUCAAACAAAGCCCUGGUUCUGCACAACUGCAGGCAGUGUGUGACAGGUUGAUUUGUAUUUCUGUAUUUUUGAAUGCAUGAGCUGUGGUGUUCUGCCCUGACAGUCAGGCGGCAUAUGCGUUUUUAUCUGGCAUUGACCCUGACUGGGGUCAGCACUCGAACAUAAACAUCCAAUGAUGUAUAUGUACAUAUACAGAAAGUAUGAUCGUGCACACAGAUGCAACUUCGCUUUCUCCCUCUCUCUCUCUCUCUCUCACACACACACACACACACACACACACCACACUAAUCUAAACAGCAAGGCUGUAUGUAAACAGAUCGUCGACAUAAUGGGAUUGUUCAGUGUGCAAACAAUAAGCUGUUAGCGUAAUCACAGGUCAAAGAUAUAUUACCCAGAGGGCCACGCUGUAUGUAUAUUAACAUGAUGGAUAUGUUGAAGGGGGAGGGGAGCAGGGGUAGGAAGGAUAUAGAGCGCUACUGAUUUAGAUUUACCCCCUAUUGGGCCCUGUCCACUGCCUUUCUCUACUCCUCCUCCCUCGUACGGGCCCCACUUAAUCAUCCUUCCUUCUCUUAUACCGCUUCUUCCCUCCAUUCACCCUCCACUUCUUUAGACACACAUCCCUAUUUUUCUUUCCCAUUUCUCCACUCUAAUACCUUUCUCACCUCCAUUCCCUGCCCAUUUCCUCCUUUUUCGGGAUAGAUUUUAAUCUCCUUUCAGCAAAGUGUCCCAUCCAUCUAUGUGGUCAUUGUGAGAGCAGGAUAAAGCAGGUCCACAAUCUUGUGUUUGGAUUACGUAAAGGGGGUCCCAGUCACAUUGUCCCACUGACAUGUCUGAUACAAAAACACGAUCGGGCAAAGCAAGGAAAAGCCUAAUUGUAGCAUCAAGUUAAAAAUAACCAUAUGGAUAAAGAGUGUGAUAAAUAAAACAGAGAUAAAAAAUUAUCUCGACUUCAACACAAUGAAAGUACAGUUCUUGUGUCUCAUUGAGUAGCAGCAAACAAGAGCGGUGUCAGUCAAGAUAAAGCCUGUGUAGCUCACUCCAUUACACAUACAGCUUAUUAACUUAUCUCGGCUUUAUUUGAUUACCAUCUAGCCUAUUCUCUCAACUGGUUAAUAAGUCUGUGUCCUCCUGGCUAAACACUCCAUUAGUGUCAUCACUGACUGGCUAUGGUGUGUGUGCAUACUGCGUAAGUCUGUAGACCAUUGGAGCAGAUACACAUGGAGGAGGAGGAGGAGGAGGGGGGAGCAGAGUAAACACAGAGGUAGAACACCAGGGAGGAAAAACAACCUUUAAGACAGACAAUAGGUACAAAGGUGAUGAUAACAGUGACACUCAAGAUCCUUUGGACUUCAUGGGGCUUGAAUAAAUAACCCAGCAUUAAAAAUAGAAUACUGGCUUGUGUCUGUGAAAGGGUUUUAGCAAAUGAGAAUAACCAUGAAAAGCUGGUUUAACGAAGCUGUGACAUAUUUGGCUAUUAAAAUGACCAGCAAUAAAUUAACUUCACUUUCAAAGGGGAAGGCGGUUUCAGGGGAAGUUUUUUUUUUUUUUUUCCAAGAGAAAGUGCAAUGACACAAUUAUCAGUAGAAAAGAUUAGCAACUGUGUAACAUAUCUAAGUCUAUAAUCAAAAGUGGAAGUAAGCACUACAACUCCCAGAGUGCAUUUCAGCAAGGGAUAUCCUAGCACUGAGCAAAAACGUUUCCAGAAAAAAUACAAUCUGCUGCUUCAAUUAUUGUUUUUGUAUCAACUUUAGAAUAAUACAUCAGCUUUGGUGUCAUUUUUUAAAUCUCCCGUUACAAAAGCAUGUAUAAUUUUUUGUAGGUUACAAUUCCUCUAAUUUGCAUCUCUUGCGUGCAUUAGUGUUCAAGGCUCAUGGGUUCACAGGUCUACAAACAGUCACCAUGCCAAACCAAAAAAAAUAAAUCAUAAUUUCUUGAAGUCAAAGUUGUAUUAAAGUUUCUGUGCCUCCUUUUUAAGAACAUCAGAGGAUAAUGUUCAGUACAAAUGUAAGUGGGAAUACACAGUGGGAAAUCCCAGCAGCUUCUUCGACAUACACAAAUCUAUGUUUUUUUUCCCCUCUGUCUCUCUCUCUCUCUCUCUAACAGACAUAAACACUGUCUAUGUGUGUGUCUGGUGGGGUGUCAUGAUUAACAGUGACCUCCAGUCUGACAUGGUUGGGGUGGUGGGAGGAGGGUCAAAGGUGGAAGGAUUACAGUGAGGCAGUCCAUGUCAACUGCUCCGCUCUAAUCCUGACCCCCAGGCAGACUCCAGACUCUUGAAAAAUCAACAUCGUCAUAACUUGAACACAAAAUACUUUGCUUGUUUAGGUAUUUUGGCUUACAAUUAACUUGGUAAAAGGCUUAAAUGUAGCAUCAAAGGCAGCAUAGAUUUGGAGUUAAUACAGUGGAUGAAGGCUCUUUUAAUAGCAAGACAGCAGCAAAGACGGAGCAGACCUCCUUAUGUCACGCACCUAAUGACAGGGCUGUAUAAUGGACCUUUAAAGCCCUUACUCCCACCUCAUUCUGCCCCGUGCAUAAGCUGGAGAUCUGUUUGCCAUCAACCCCCUCGCUGAGAUGAGAUGGGCACCCAAGAAGAUUUGGGGGUCGGAGUCAAUCGGAUUAACCAAUAUGCCUCAAUUUAAGUAAAUGCUUGGGGCCGACCUCGGUGUAAUAGCAUUGAUAAACGCAGUAAACCAAAUCUUUAGCUUCUGAUUAGGUAAUGGAGGAAAACAAAUGCUUUUAGCAACAAUGAUCUGUGGGGAAAUUGCCAAAACCCUUGUUGUAUUUGAAUGCAUCAAAACACACACAGGCUCAGUUUGUCAUAAGCAGUAGGGAGUUGGGACAAAUACCCAAGUUGCCACUAAGGAAAUAAAUAAACAGUGAAGUAAUAAAUCGCCAGAAGCUGCGGACAGGUGGCAUUUCAGCCUGCACCGUUUAGCUGUGCAGUCUGCUUUCUGACAGCUUGAUUUAGUCCCUUGCACCUGAGCCAGAAGAGAGAAAAUUAACUGCAGGAAAAACAGCUUAACUGGAUUCCAAUUUGCCUGCUUUGAAACACAAUUGAUGAAGCUAAUGGAUAAGAAAAACUUAGAACUGCCUGUUUUUUUAGCUGAUUGUGAUCCUGUAAAGGCUGUGCAUGUUCAUUCAGGGUCAGGUGCACAGGAAGUUGUUUUGAUAUAACCUUACUCUGCCUUAUCAGCCUGGUUUUGUUUGGCUGGCACAUUGUCUUUAGGAUGUAGAAUAAAGAUUAAAGAUGGCUCAAGGGGAGAUGCUAGGAUGCAUGCUGUUCCCCCUGCUGUGAACAGGGUGUAAUCCUUCAGUUUUUUCAAGGAGUGAAAAGUUUGGAGAGUCCAGAAAGUUACGCAUAUGUCCCUUCUGGGCCCCCUACGGAGCAGUGAGUGUGACACAGCGGGGGGAUAACCAUAUGCUAUCAAAGUGUUCUUCAAAGCUCCCGUCUUUGGUCCACGGAAUUAUACAGUAUCAUCACAUAUACCUGACAAACGCAGAAGAAACAUAAUUAUGCAGCUCAGUGUACAAACAGGAAAAACAAUGGAUAUCCUAAAAAUAUGUUUCACAAAAUGUGCUGCCUUUGAACUGUGAAGGGACAUUUUUGAAUUUAUCUUGCGAAGUGACUUUGUUUCAACUUUGUUCAAACAGUAGCCGUGUCCCAAUGGUGUGGGUCAGCUCAUGAUUUUGUAUUUACAUGCGUUUAAAAUACUGCUGCUGGUGGACAAUUAAAAAAUUUAUGGUUCCUAUCACAAUGAGCCCCUGCUCUGCUACCAAAGGUUAAUUCGCGCUCGCCCCUCAUUUCAAUUGUACUGCAGUAAAUGUCCACAUUAUUUCCCACAUGGGCCUGGACCAAGGGUUUGAUUAUCCAAAGGUAGCCCUUGGUUGGCUCUGUUAUUGUCAGAGGGGUCGUAAGCUGCAGUAACAGCUUCUGGGGUCUUAUUGCUAUGGCGAUCAGCCCCCUGCCACUUGGCCUCCAUGACCCCAGUCAGAGAUAAGCUUUAUGGGAAAGCACAUUAACAUGCUCCUGCAGUCACCUCCCUCCUUUAUCAAAGGCAGUGUUGUGAAAUCAAGUGUUUAUGGACCCCCGGUGAGGACAGGGGGCUGCUGAUUGCCUUUAUUAGAGGUUGAGUAUAAUUGAGCAGGAGGUGGACACAGGACCUGUAGUAGUGGG
Molecule: messenger RNA, 8493 nt
Organism: Labrus bergylta (ballan wrasse)
Lineage: Eukaryota; Metazoa; Chordata; Actinopteri; Labriformes; Labridae
Gene: mafa
Product: MAF bZIP transcription factor a
Biological process (GO): regulation of transcription by RNA polymerase II
Cellular component (GO): nucleus
Molecular function (GO): DNA-binding transcription factor activity, RNA polymerase II-specific; RNA polymerase II cis-regulatory region sequence-specific DNA binding
Source: RefSeq, a predicted model, not a curated record